UGUGCUGAGGUCCCACUCAUGCGUGCCGAAGAGACCCGACGCUACGUGCGAGCUUUGGCCGAGAAAGGAUGAGGGCUCCAAACGAGGGGAGAGGAAAAUGAGGAUCCGCUUGUGCCAAGGUGUUGGUAGCAUCCUUGUCGUCACCAUGGUGACCAGUUUGAUGGUGGCGUACAACAGGAGAGCUCGUGGUGGCAGAUCAUCGUCGGCGUUCUCGCCGCCAUCAUCAGCUUCAUCCUCCCGACAAAAAGAAGGUCCUGCACCUGCCAUGAGAAAAAGAUCACAGACGGCUUUGGUGUCAACACUCGGAGGCUACACGGGUGUCGAGGACCGCAAAGCUCUAAGGAUGCACUGCAGGACAUGCGCCCUCGUCACCAGCUCGGGCCAGCUGACCGGCAGAGAAAGGGGCCCAGAAAUCGACCGCUCCAAGUGCGUCAUCCGUAUGAACGACGCCCCCAGCGUGGGCUACGAGCAAGACGUGGGCCGGCGCACCAGCCUACGCGUGGUCGCGCAUUCCAGCCUGCAGCGGGUGCUCCGCAGGCAACGAGAGCUGCUCAACGCCAGCCAGGGCACGGUGUUUGUCUUCUGGGGGCCGAGCAGCUGCAUGAAACGCGACGGCAGAGGCCACGUUUACAACCAUCUGAAGAUGUUGAACCAGCAGCUGCCCGGCCUCAACGUUUAUAUCAUUUCUCGACUUAAAAUGAUGGCCUUUGAUGAACUUUUCAAAAAUGAAACCGGCGUUGACAGGAAAAGUUCCAACUCCUGGCUGAGUACUGGCUGGUUCACGAUGGCCAUGGCCCGGGAACUGUGUGACAGGAUCAACGUGUAUGGCAUGGUGCCACCUGACCACUGCAGAUCCCCCUCCAAUCCGUCAGUGCCAUAUCACUACUACGAGCCUUCCGGCCCCUCCGAGUGCGCCAUGUACCUGUCCCACGAGAGAAGCCGGCGAGGGAGUCACCACCGUUUCAUCACAGAGAAGAUGGCCUUUGCCAACUGGGCUCGCAGCCUCGACAUCCAUUUUUACCAGCCGGACUGGAAGCCAGCAGCGGCAGCAAAUAUCUCCAGCGCCAUUUGGAUUGGAUCCUGAAUUCUUCGAGAAGAAACAGACAACAUCAGUGGACUCAAUAGCAUGUUGUUUUCCGUUUGACGAGAAAGGAGUCAUCUAUCCACGUGAGACUUCGAAAUUGUUAACUUCGUGUAAGAUGGCGUCUGAAACUACAAGUGAAAAUACAAUUGAUGUUUUUACUGUCGUGAGGGGGCUCGCCUUUCUCUUUAAAUGCACUCAUGGAGAAUAAAUCGCCGUUCGCCAAGUUACAACGCGAAAGCUCAGACGGGCAUUGUACAGGCGGCAGUGUCUCAUUUGCAUGAGACGUAACCACGUCCCCCCGACCCCCCAAAAUAACAACUUUUAAAAAACGACCAUGUCCUAAAAAUGUAAAUACAUCGGGGACAAAAAGCCCAUGUAACUUCUGCUUACAACCGAUACUAAAUUUUGCUCCUCCCCAACAUUCAAACACAUUUGUCUCUGACCUCAAUAUACUUCCUCGACACCUAUUACUCCUUUCCAGUUAGUUAGGCCCUUGGCACCAUCUUGUGGUCUUAAGAUACGCAUUUCAUGUGUAAGAUGACACUCAUACAAAACAUUCAUAUGUGGAAAUCAUCUUUUCCCACUGAAAGGAAUGGGAAACCCAUUAAUUCGUUCCAGUCUUGAAUUAAAAA
Molecule: messenger RNA, 1716 nt
Organism: Hippocampus comes (tiger tail seahorse)
Lineage: Eukaryota; Metazoa; Chordata; Actinopteri; Syngnathiformes; Syngnathidae
Product: alpha-N-acetylgalactosaminide alpha-2,6-sialyltransferase 5-like
Exons: 5
Coding region: 98-1084 (328 amino acids)
Biological process (GO): ganglioside biosynthetic process; oligosaccharide metabolic process
Molecular function (GO): alpha-N-acetylgalactosaminide alpha-2,6-sialyltransferase activity
Source: RefSeq, a predicted model, not a curated record